UUGUCCUCAGACAUUGUUGAGCAAAGAGACAUUCUCACUUGUUGAAAUGGAAUUUCAAACGUCACUGCACAAACACAGCCGUCAAUCAGCCAUGGCCAUCACAUGGCUCAGAUCUGUCUUUUCUGCAAAAUUUCCCUCUCUUUCUCUCUCUCUCUGCCAAAUGAAAUGACCCAUAAUCUAAUAAUAGUAUUCAUUUUCUUCUCCUCUUUCCAUUGCUUGAUCCAAACUAAGAAGCACUUCACUUCCCCUUCUCACCAUGAAAUUGAAUGAUUCUUAGCCCUCUCAAUCCUGUUCCCUUUUGGUCUUUAAGGCUCUUCUGCUAAGAACUCAAACUUUUUUGCUCAAAAGAAGAUGACCCAGAUGCUCAAUCUAGCUCUUGGAGCUGUUUUAGUUACAAUUUUGGUCAUUCUCCUUGUUGUCUUCUUGAACCGGAGGGGAAGGGGAAAAGACGAGUACUACAAUGACAUAGAGAGCAAACAGCAGAGAGAAAAAGGGGAUGAAGAGAGGGAAGAAUUGGUGAGUUUUGAAGGUGGACAGGACCUGACCAUUGUGGAUGUAUUGGAAGCUCCUGGUGAAGUGAUUGGGAAAGCCAACCAUGGAACUUUGUACAAGGCCUAUUUGCAGGGAAGUAGCACAGUGAGGCUGCUGAGGUUUCUGAGGCCAGUUUGCACUUCUGGGCUUCAAGAAUUUGUCUCUGAGAUUCAGUUUUUGGGUUCCAUAAGGCACCCAAAUUUGGUGCCUCUUUUGGGUUUCUAUUCAGGGCCAAGAGCAGAGAAGCUUCUCAUUCAUCCAUUUUACAGGAGAGGAAAUCUGGCUCAGUUCAUUAGAGAUGGGAAUAGCGAUUCGCAUCGAUGGGGAGUUAUAUUAAAGAUCUCGGUCGGUAUAGCCAAAGGGUUGGAUCAUCUCCACACUGGCCUGAAAAAGCCAAUAAUCCAUGGGAAUCUACAGUCGAAGAAUGUUCUUUUGGAUCGAAACUUCGAACCGUAUGUCUCCGAUUUCGGCCUGCAUCUACUGUUGAAUUCCCCUUCUGCUCAAGAGGUACUUGAGGCUUCAGCAGCUAAUGGCUACAAAGCUCCUGAGCUGAUCAAGAUGAAAGAUGCAGCUGAGGAGACUGACGCCUAUAGCUAUGGCGUGAUCUUACUUGAGUUACUGUCCGGGAGGGAACCGAUCAACGAAAAGCCGACUCCUGAUGAGGAUUUCUACUUGCCUAGCUUUAUGCGAAACGCGGUUCUUGGACAUAGAAUUGCAGAUUUGUUCCAUCCAGAAAUACUUCUCUAUAGCAGCAUUGAUGGAAAUGCUGUCACUGAAGAAAAGAUUCUCCAAUUCUUUCAGCUUGCUAUGGCUUGUUGUUCUCCUUCUCCUGCUCUUAGACCUAGUAUGAAGCAAGUGCUACGCAAGCUCGACGAAAUCGGAACAUAACCGGGAUUCUGCAGCAUAUUAAUCCUUGGAAGUCAGCCUCAGCAAUAGGGGGAAGUUUUAGAAAAAGUUUUCAUCAGUAUAAUUCUUGAGAACCAACUUCUCCAUGCUCAACAUGAUUGAGAGAGUACUGAUUUUGCUGUACACAAGGGAAUACCAUUGGAGCUAAGGGCCUAAAAUUUUGGCAACUAAACGAGGCUAAAGAAGGUGUAACAGUUUGGUAUUUUGGAAGAAAACUUUGUUGAAAGAUCCAUGAUGGAAGCUAAGUGGCUGUUAACAGAGUAUUUUGGAAGUUGCUUUCUCUAGCUUUCUUCUAAUUUAUUUUUAUGAAAAAUCUGUUUUUGACAAUAAUUGAAGCCUAUUCUUCCUUCAUAGAUCUUGGACUGUGAAUGGAAAUGGAGAAACUUUAGCAGAUCUAUAUUGGGUUGGUCGUAUUCUUUAGUUGGCUCCUUUUUCCAUUUAUCCUUUUUUGGUCAAAUAAAAGAUAUGAAAUCAGAAACCCAAAAGAAAAAAGUAAAAAUA
Momordica charantia (bitter melon) is the source of this 1938-nucleotide messenger RNA. RefSeq names its product Protein kinase superfamily protein. NCBI's taxonomy places the organism in Eukaryota, Viridiplantae, Streptophyta, Magnoliopsida, Cucurbitales, Cucurbitaceae. Gene Ontology annotation, molecular function: protein kinase activity; ATP binding. Gene Ontology annotation, biological process: protein phosphorylation. The record is from RefSeq and is a predicted model, not a curated record.